GACUCCCAACCGAGACCCGGCCUGCGACUCAUCCACCGACGUCCACACAUACACCACGAACCUUGCAAAGAGUUCAUUCGUACAGUGGUUGUGGUGAGCCCUACAUACACACUAUGUCUCCCGCGUGUUCCAAGAAGUCAAAAGUUGCUUUGGCAGUUGGUGCAAUUUUGUUAUUCGAAAAUGAAAAACAGAAAAAACGGAUUUGGGUGAAAAAGUGGUUGCAAAAGAGAGAACAUUUUACGCAUUUACGUUUAUUGAAAUGUAUCCAAUCCUCUGAGCCUCUUGAUGUUAUAAAUUAUCUCCGAAUGGAUUAUAACACAUUUCAAGAAUUAUUAAUGUUAAUAGAACCUCUUAUAAAAAGGGAAAAUACUGUAUUCAGAGAAUCAGUUACUGCUGAAGCACGGUUAGUGGCAACUUUGAGAUUUCUGGCAACAGGGAGGAGUUACGAAGACUUAAAGUUUUCGUGUAUAAUUUCUCCUCAGUUACUUGGAAAAAUCAUUCCAGAAACGUGUCGUGCUAUAUACAUGUCCCUCCGGGAAAAAUACUUGCGGUUUCCCUCAACAGAAGAGGAAUGGCUUCAAAUAGCAGACCAGUUUAAGAAAAUGUGGCAAUUUGAAAAUUGCUUAGGAGCCGCAGACGGCAAACACAUAGCAAUAAAACAGCCGCCAGGUAGUGGAUCAUACUUUUAUAACUACAAAGGAUUCUUUAGCGUUGUAUAUAUCGGAGACGAAGCGUUCAGUCUUAUGACGAAUUUUAUGAAACCCUACAGACACACCACCAGAAUUGACUAUGGGGAAAAAAUGUUUCAAUUAUCGACUUUCCCGUGCGCGUCGUGUAGUCGAAAAUGCGUUUGGAAUCCUGGCCAAUAG
Anthonomus grandis grandis is the source of this 869-nucleotide messenger RNA. RefSeq lists its product as uncharacterized. NCBI's taxonomy places the organism in Eukaryota, Metazoa, Arthropoda, Insecta, Coleoptera, Curculionidae. The transcript has 3 exons. The record is from RefSeq and is a predicted model, not a curated record. Bases 114 to 869 code for a protein of 251 amino acids.